Messenger RNA from Rhodotorula graminis WP1, 3287 nucleotides. RefSeq lists its product as uncharacterized. Bases 1 to 3132 code for a protein of 1043 amino acids. NCBI's taxonomy places the organism in Eukaryota, Fungi, Basidiomycota, Microbotryomycetes, Sporidiobolales, Sporidiobolaceae. Gene Ontology annotation, molecular function: protein binding; phosphorelay sensor kinase activity. Gene Ontology annotation, biological process: phosphorylation; phosphorelay signal transduction system. The record is from RefSeq and is a predicted model, not a curated record. The transcript has 12 exons.
AUGGCCCCCGACCCGACGAGCGCGUUCGGCCUCGCCGUCGUGACCUUUGUCGGCCCGGCGCUUCAUCUCUCGAGCGCCUCGCCCGCCGCACGCAGCCUCUUGGGGCUCGACACGGCCCAGGGCGGCGGUCUCGACGAGGCCACGGCCGCCGACGUGCUCCUGUCGUGGGCCAAGGGCCAGCUCGACGCCGACUCGAGCCAGUCGAGGAGCGACGUGCGCGCGCAGCUCGACGACCUCGUGCGGCGCUCGCGGGACCUGCCGUGGGGCGAGGGCGUCGACGUCGACUAUGUCGCGAGGGCCGGGCCGAGCCGCGAGGUCCGCAAGGCGACCGUCCUCGUCACCUCGUCGACCACCUCGUCGUCGUCGUCGUCCGCCGCCUCCUGCUCGACCUCGUCCAUCAGCAGUGACGACGCGCGUUCGACCAGCGACGAGUCGACAACCGCCUACUCGAUCCUCUUCCUGCGUCCCGCCACGUCGACGGCGCCCCCAAGCUCCCUCCCUCGCUCGCCUGCCCUCGCCGGCGCCAUCCUGUCCCCACCCGCCUCUGAUCCGCCUUCCCGAUCGCCGUCCAAGUCGCCGCACGACGACUCGAGCGACGUCGACAUCGCCGAGACGGUGCCGUCGUCACCGGCGCGGUCGUACUCGUCGUCGAGCGCCCACUCGGACGCGAGCACGUGCGGCAAGCGGCGCGUCGUCACGGGCAACGACCGCGCAGGCCUGCCGUUCUCGUCUGAGGUCAAGGCGGCCCUCGCUCGCACGUUGGGUGACGCCCUCGGCAAGAAGCCGUCGCCGGGAGCGCCCGACCUGUCGUCGAGAAUGUCGUCGCUCGACCUGCGCUCGUGGCCGCAGACGCCCUCUUCCUCGACGCCGCGGUGUCGAACGUGCGACCGGCCCGCCGCAGAACCUGUCGCAGCCGAGGACGAGACGCCGGCGCCCGUGCGACCGAGCCUGCGUCGGGCCGACUCGUCGUCCACCGGCUCGCGCAACAAGGUCCACUCGCCGUCGUACGAGCACGCCGAGCCGGUUCUCGAGCACAUGGCGCACGCCGUCGCUCACCACGACUCGACGAUGCCGUUGAGUCACGACAAGCUCGUCGCCCUCGUCGCCAACAUGCCCGAGAUCGCCUACUAUGCCGACCCGAACGGGCACAUCCAGUGGAUGUCCACCAGGUGGUUCAAGUACACUGGGCAGCAGAUCUCGGACGAGCCAUCGCCUGACGAGUGGGCCGCCUUCUUUCACCCCGACGACCUCGGCCACGCCUUCGAGGUGUACAACAAGGGCAUCCAGUCGGGCGCCGACUUUACGGCCGAGCACCGGAUUCGCGGCGCCGAUGGGUCGACCAAGUGGUUCCGCACCGCCGGCAGCGCCUGUCGAGACGUCAACGGCAAGGUCAUCGCGUUCGCGUGCAACAUCACCGAUGUAGAUGAACUCGUCAAGACUCGGCACGACGCCCUCAUCGUCAAGGAGCGCACCAAGGCGGUCCUGGCAGGGUCCGAGCUCACCCUCCUCACGAUCGACAUGGACCUGCGCAUCUCUUUCUUCGAGGGCAAGCACCCGCCGUUCAACUUCAACACCGACCCGCCGACGCUCGUCGGUCAGCGCUUCCACGACCUGUGCGCCGACGAGGACCUACGCGAGGGCGUGCGCAAGAUCCUCGACGAGGAGGAGGAGCUCGCCGAGGUCAAGACGGCGACCGACAACGGCCACGGCGGCAUCCGCCACAUGCGCUAUCGGAUUGUCCCCCUCAUUGGCGAUCCCUCCAUCCCCGUCUCGCACCCGGACGCCCAGGCCGUCGUCGGCUGCAUCGCUGUCGGCGUCGACGUGAGCGAUCGUGUCGACGCCGAGAACGCGCUCGAGGACAGCCGCACGCAGGCCGCCGAGCUUCGAGGGUCCGAACUCGCCGCUCGCGAGGCCAACCGGCUCAAGACCGAGUUCCUCACGACCGUCAGCCACGAGAUCCGCACGCCCAUCGCCGCCGUCCUUGGUAUCUGCGAGCUCCUCCUCAGCGACUCGGACCGCCUCGCCGACGACCAGCGCUCCCUCAUCGAGAAGGCCGUUCGCAGCACCGAGGUGCUCCUCGACCUCGUCGGCGCCGUCCUCGACUUUCGCAAGCUCGAGACGGGCGAGCUCGAGCUCGAGCGGGAGCCACUCGCGCUCUCGGACGUCCUCGGCGACGCGAGCCUCUUUGGCGUCCUCGCCGAGAAGAAGGGCCUCGACUUUAUCGAGGAGAACAGCCUGGCGUACAAGGGCGCGCUGCUCGGCGACCGCAUGCGGCUUCGCCAGGUGCUGUCCAACAUGCUCUCGAACAGCCUCAAGUUCACCUGCGAGGGCAACAUCACCUUGCGGCUGCGGCAGCUGUCCGAGGACGUUGAGAAGGUCGUCGUCCAGUUCGAGAUCUCGGAUACCGGCCUCGGCAUCAAGGAGGACGUCCUCCCGACGCUCUUCACGCCGUUCAAGCAGGCGAGUGUCGGCACGGCGCGCGAGUACGGUGGAUCCGGGCUCGGCCUCACGAUCACCAAGAACCUCGUUGAGCUCAUGGACGGCACCAUCGACUUGACGUCGACCUUUGGCGAGGGCUCCCGCAUGGUCAUCACCAUCCCGUUCGGCAAGGCGCCGACUCACGACUCGGCCUCUGCCGCCUCGGGCUCGACGACCGCGUCCAGCUCCGACACGCGCAAGCAGGCUCGGUCCAGCACCGACGACAAGGACGAGUCGGCGCCGUCGAGGCGACCUCAAGACGUUCGCGUACUGCUCGCCGAGGACAACCAGCUGAUCAGCGAGAUCGUCUCUCGCCAACUGCGCAAGAUGGGGUUCGCCGUCGACGCCGUCUUUAACGGCCAGGAGGCGGUCGACCACGUCAAGAAGGACGACUACUCGAUCGUGCUCAUGGACGGCCAGAUGCCCGGCGUCGACGGAUACAAGGCCACUCGAAUGAUCCGCAGCUCGUCGGUCGAGCGCAUCCGGUCGCUGCCCAUCGUCGCCCUGACGGCGAGCGCCAUCGCCGGCGACCGCGAGCGGUGCCUCGAUGCCGGCAUGUCGACCUACCUCGCCAAGCCUGUGCGAGCCAAGGAGCUCGAGGCGACGAUCUGGGCGCAGCUCGACAAGGUCGACAAGUCCGCCGAGGCUGCCUGAUCCCGCACUUCCCCUCGUCGCCACCCUCCCUCCUCGAUACCCACGCCGCACUCGAUUACCCCACUUUCUCUCCCACCGUAAUCUCUCCGCCUGUCCCGCCAUCCCCUUGUUGUCUGUACUUGUGAGCUGCAACUCGACGGUCUCCAACGGCUCAU